Panicum virgatum (switchgrass) is the source of this 2737-nucleotide messenger RNA. Its product is annotated as BEL1-like homeodomain protein 7. Lineage: Eukaryota; Viridiplantae; Streptophyta; Magnoliopsida; Poales; Poaceae. Gene Ontology annotation, biological process: regulation of transcription by RNA polymerase II. Bases 447 to 2396 code for a protein of 649 amino acids. Gene Ontology annotation, molecular function: DNA-binding transcription factor activity, RNA polymerase II-specific; RNA polymerase II cis-regulatory region sequence-specific DNA binding. The record is from RefSeq and is a predicted model, not a curated record. The transcript has 6 exons.
GGUAGCAAUACAGAGAGACUCUCUCUCCUCUAUUUUCCUUUUGGUAUUGUUAUCUUGGGAUCUGAUUUUGUCCCCAUACUGGGAGGGAGGGAGGGGGUUGGGUUUCUUUCUCCUCUCUUCUUCUCUCCUCUGCUCACCUCACCUCACCGCCCCCUCCUCCCAAGGCUGAGCAUCGGCUCGGGUCCGGUGACAGCAAUCGCUGCCGUCUUGCCCUGCCCCCCACGAGGAGCACACCAUCAGAGCGAUUCUGAAGCAAUAUUCAUUCUACCUGGGUGCUGAGCUGGUGUAGGAGCUCUAAUAAGCCUAGUGUACACAUCAGUCAUCAGCCAAGUGACUGAAAAAGGAAAAGCAGCAGAAAUAUUGGUCGAGGGCUCUGUAGUUGUUUCUCCAAACUUGUUUUAUGCCUUUGCAGUAAUCUUGAUAAAGUGAAUAGUCAAAGCUAAAACAUGGCUACUUAUUACUCGAGUCCUGGCAGUGAAAGAGAUUCGCAAACCAUGUACUCAACAGAGUCAGGCAAUGCAUCAUAUCCCAUGCCAGCCCUAGGGAACUUGCUUUAUCCGAACAAUGCAUCUUCUGGACCGUAUACAGAAUUUAGUGGCAUUAUACAGCAUCAGCAGAAUUUCAUGGAGCUACCUGGCCAUCCUUCAGCAAUGUCACAUGAUUCAUCAUCCAACGAAGCUACUAACAUGGGCACUUCACUCACAGAUCAGCGCUCUUUUGGUCCUUUGAAAGAUAUGAGAAAUGAGAUGUUGAUGCAUUUGAUGGAUGGAGCACACAACAGUGGCAGUGAUCUCAUCCACAAUGAUGCCCAUAACACAGGGCAAAUCGAGUUUGGCAUGUUAAACAACCACAACUCAACAAGUGUUCCAUCAGCACCAGGCCAAGGGCUCUCUCUGAGCCUCAACACACAUAUCUUGGCACCUUCCUAUCCGUAUUGGUCUGCAAAACCAGAGUUACUGACACCAAAUUCUUACCAGGGUGAUGACAACAGAAUGAAGAGUGUGCAAUCUGAGGCCUCACGGGCAAUCCGAAAUUCCAAGUAUCUGAAGGCAGCACAGGAAUUGCUUGACGAGAUUGUCAGUGUUUGGAAGAGUGUUAAGCAGAAAGCAGAUAAAGGCCCUGCUGAAGCAGGAAAAGCAGAUGGCAAAGAGACUGAAGGGGGGAAUAAAAGCGAGGGAGUGUCUUCCAAUCCACAAGAGUCUGGUGCCAAUGCGGCAGCUGAGCUUUCAACUGCUGAGAAACAAGAGCUCCAGAAUAAGAUGGCAAAACUUAUGGCAAUGUUGGAUGAGGUAGACCGAAAGUACAAACACUAUUAUCAUCAGAUGCAACUUGUAAUGUCAUCGUUUGAUACGGUUGCUGGUUCUGGAGCUGCCAAGCCUUAUACUGCAGUUGCCCUCCAGACAAUCUCGCGUCAUUUCCGAUGUCUGAAGGAUGCUAUCAAUGAUCAAAUUGGUGUUAUCCGCAAGAAACUUGGAGAGGAUGACAAUACAUCCGGCAAAGAGGGCAAAUUAACUCGCCUUCGUUAUAUUGAUCAGCAAAUAAGGCAGCAGCGAGCUUUCCAACAAUAUGGUAUGCUACAACAAAAUGCUUGGAGGCCGCAGAGGGGACUACCUGAAAAUUCAGUCUCAAUUCUCCGUGCUUGGCUUUUUGAACACUUCCUUCACCCGUAUCCAAAAGAUUCUGAAAAGCUAAUGUUAUCGAGACAAACUGGGUUAACAAGAAGUCAGAUUUCAAAUUGGUUCAUUAAUGCCCGUGUCCGGCUCUGGAAACCAAUGAUCGAAGACAUGUACAAAGAAGAGGUUGGUGAUGGGGAGUUGGACUCAAAUUCCUCCUCCGACAAUGGGGCACGAAGCAAGGACAAAGCACCAUCUUCUGAAGAAAAGGAGGAUCUGAAGACUUCAACAAGCCAGGCUUGCCAAAGCAACCAGCUUGACGAAUCCAAGGCCAACUUGGGUGGGAUGAUGAGCCUCAACGGAGCCCCAGCCGGGGACUUCCACAACGAGGCGAACCCAGAGGACAGCUUCAUGAGCCUGAUGCUGAAGGCCCAGAGACCAGGCGAAACCAACGGCAGCAGCCUCCUUCACCACGCCGUCGCCCAUCACUCGGACGAGAGCACGCAGUUCAUGGCGUAUCACCUCGCAGAGCUCGGGAGGUACGGCAACAACAACGUGUCCCUGACGCUGGGUCUGCAGCAUGCCGAUAACAACCUCUCUUCAGUGCCAACCACGUACACCCAGCCGGGAUUCUCCGGCGUCAGAGACGAAGACAUCUAUAACGCCAACGCUCCUCUCAACGUUACUUCCACGUCUUCAGACUACGAAUCCACGAACCAGAUGGAUCAACAACAACGGCAGCGCUUCGAGUCAUCACCUCUGAUGCACGAUUUUGUGGCCUGAAUUUCAGGUCACACAUUCUAUAACAGCGCUGGGAAAAGAUUGGCAUUUGUUGUGCCAGGAUGAAUAACAUGCCUGGAUUGAAUUUUCAGGUGUGGAAUUAUUGUAGCUGUAGUUGCAAUUGGGGUACAGAAGGGGAGGAGAGGUAUAUAGCGUAAAUGUAAUGUAAAUUUAGGUGGUGGGGGUGAUAGCGGUAAAGAAAUCUUGUAAAGAUGGAAUACGUUUAUACAUGUAAAAUGCUAUGAUUUAAGGGCCAUGCUGUAAAAAAAAGAUUUACCUGUAAUGAGCACUUGUGAUCCAGGUAUAUAUAUACUGUUCAGGAUGUUAAAGAAAAGAGGUUAAAA